Messenger RNA from Aspergillus ibericus CBS 121593, 1942 nucleotides. RefSeq names its product Cys6 transcription factor domain-containing protein. Gene Ontology annotation, biological process: regulation of DNA-templated transcription. The record is from RefSeq and is a predicted model, not a curated record. Lineage: Eukaryota; Fungi; Ascomycota; Eurotiomycetes; Eurotiales; Aspergillaceae. Gene Ontology annotation, molecular function: zinc ion binding; DNA-binding transcription factor activity, RNA polymerase II-specific. The coding region runs from base 66 to 1778 and encodes 570 amino acids. The transcript is spliced from 4 exons.
CCGCUUGCUUUGCCAGGCCCUUCACGCUUUCUGCGAGGCAUCUCCAUUGUGAAGAUCCAUCCGAAAUGCUGUCCGUUCCACCGGAUGGCUUAGAGGACGACCCGGAGGCGUGGGAGGAAGUCUCUGAUGCGUCGGCCAGAUUAAACAUUCCGGCCAACUUGGCGCCUCCCUCGCCGUGGCCAUGCUCGCUGCCCGCCCAGCCGGUGGCUCGCAGCCUGUCCUACCGGUUCACGAUCAUGUCGCCGCGCAUGCUGCCCACGUGCGAAGUCCGGAACCCGUAUCUGCAGUCAUGGUUCCCGCUAUCGUUGCAGGAUGCCGCCUUGUUCCCCGCCCUCCUUUCGUCGACGUUGACCCAUCGGCGCGCCCGCUGCCUCCUGGGGGAGGAGUGGCCGGACGGGUUCGACGACCAGGAUCGUUCACUGCUGGCCGCGUGUUACGCGCACACCGUGAGCGCCCUCAAUGGGGUCCUGCGGCAACCUCUCCACGGGGUGAGCGAUGCCACCCUCCUGGCGGUGCUGAUGCUGGUGGAAGGGCCCACGAUCCCCGUGGCGCGCGACUGGACCACACCACCGGUCUUUCGGGCGCCGCUGCAAGGCAUGCAGUGGCUAAAGGUCCAUGGCGCCCGCAAGCCGCACGAGGCCCAUCAGCGGGGGCUGUGCCGGCUGGUCCAGCUGAAAGGGGGGCUCUCUCGCAUCCAGCUGCCCGGCGUGGCCGCGGCCAUCUCCUUUCGCCUGCUGGUCAAUGCCACGUUAACCCUGUCGGUGCCCCCCCUGCCGUUUCACCCCUUGUCGGAGGGGAGUGCGCAGACCGUGCCUGAAUUCCUGGCCAGCUGUGCGGACGCGGGAUCCCACGGGUCCGGCCGGUUUGCAGAAGUAGGGUUACCCGCCGACAUGCGACCAAUCUUCGAGGCCAUGGCCCUGUACACGGCGAUGGUGGAACAGUAUCUCCGCGGUGAGAUCGCCCGGCCCGAUACUCAGGCCAUGUGCGACCAGCGCAACCUGAUCCAGCACGGCCUCCUGUCUCUCCACCCCGCCGAGGGCUCCUCCGACUCCGCCCGCUUCUAUGAAGUGUGCCGGGCAUCGGCCCUGAUUUUCAGCGUCGGGGUGAUCUUCCCCUUGCCGGCGGCCACCGCACCCUUUGCGGCGCUGGUCCAGACCCUGCGCACCCAUCUGGGCGAUGCCCCCCCGCUAGAGGAUGGCGGGCCUGCCUUUCCCGCGGCCCCGGCCCUUCGGCUCUGGAUCAUCGCCAUGGGAGGCAUCGCCGCCACCGGCACGCCCGAGCGUGAGUGGUUUGUCGGGAGGCUCCAGCACUCCGCCCGUCAGGCGGGGCUGGGGGAGUGGCAGGCCCUCCGCCAAUCUCUCCAGACGAUCCUCUGGCUGGACAGCGCCUGUGACGCGGCGGGGGAGCAGCUGUGGACGGAGGCGCAAGAGCUUCGGCCGUGGAGGCCCGCCAGGCCCGUCCCUGCGCGGCCCACGUAUGGGACGCAGCUGGACGACGUGCAGGGACCCCGACGGAGAGAGCCGCCGUGCACGCCAUGUAGAAACCGGGGCGUCCGGUGCAAUAAGGGGCUGCCGUGUCAGACCUGUGUCCGCCAUGGAAUCCGCUGCUCGUAUGGCGCCCGGGACGCAGUGGUGGUGCCUGCCCGCGUGCAUGUCUUCUCCAUGCGCCGGCAGCCCUGCCAGCUGUGUAAGCAGCGCAAGGUACGAUGCGAGAGGCAGCGGCCGUGCCAGAGUUGUGUCAAGGCCGGGUUGACAUGUAUUCCGCUAAGCCGUAGUUAAAGGAGAGAGAUGGAAUUGCCAGGAAUUUAGCAUCGGAAGGAAUGGCCUUCGCCGAGCUCGCCGAACUCGCCGAAUGGGAGCGACUGGUAGAUGACUCUGUGAAAGGAGAUCACGUGAUCUUGGACCUAGCUACCUAGUCACCUCCUCCUCGCGUAGUUAGCUAG